AAGCUGCCUUGCAUUCAAAAACAUACGGCAACGCUGCAAAUUAAUGGCGUGGUGCCACUCCGCAUAAAAUCGUCCAGAGUUUUUCUUUUUUUUGUUUUUAGCAAUAUACGCGCCGUAAACCAAACAGCAUUAACGGGCGAAAAUGUCAAUUUCCUUCGGCUCUCUAUAACCAAACCAGAGUAUAUUGAUUCGGGCCGUGUGAUUGCGAAUUUCGAAAGUAGCGGCUUGCAAAAUUGCCAAAAACUUUUGCCGCUGCCUGGCAGUUGUUAAAAGAAGCGCCAACGUGAGCGAAGAUGGCUGACAUUGUGUACCCCACCGGAUGUCGGCCGCUGGUCGAGGACCUGGGCACUGACGAGCUGAUACGCCGCCUGAAGACUCUCGCCAAUGUGCUGCAGACCAUGGACCAGGACGAUAAUCUCUACCAGCAGUACAUACCGCUGGCCCUGCAUCUGCUGGACGAUUUCUUCAUGCAGCACACGUCGCGCGACGUCCAGUUGCUUAUUGCCUGCUGUGUAGCGGAUGUCCUGCGGGUGUAUGCCCCCGAAGCUCCCUACAAGGAGCAAGAUCAAAUUAAAACCAUAUUCAAGUUUUUUAUCAAGCAACUGCACGGUUUGAAGGAUCCGCGGGAUCCUUCCUUCAAGCGCUACUUUUAUCUGCUGGAGAACCUGGCCUUUGUUAAAUCGUUUAAUAUGUGUUUCGAGCUAGAAGACUGCCAAGAAAUCUUUCAAGAGCUCUUCAGCACUAUUUUUAAAAUUGUAAAUGACCAGCACAGUGCCAAGGUUACUAACUUUUUUUUAGACGUGCUGAGUCCCUUGAUAACCGAGGCCGAUAAUCUAUCGGUGGAGCUGUUGGACCUCAUUCUUAUAAACAUAGUGGAGCCGUACAAAUCGAAUAAUAAGUAUGCCUGCCAUCUAACUCAGCAACUUCUCACCAAGACAGGCGAUGCGUUGGAGUCUACAAUCAAAAUGUUCUUUAAUCGUGCUUUGGUUAUGGAUAAGCCAAACACCAAACUGUCCAUUACAAACAAGAUAUACGAUAUAAUCUAUGAGCUUAAUCGCACCAAUGGAGACCUGCUGACGUCGGUGCUGCCGCAAUUGGAAAAUAAGCUACUCUCAACGGACGAUGCCGAAAGACUGAAGGCAACCACACUUUUGGCUCGCAUGUUUUCGGAAAAAGACUCUCAGCUGUCGAAAAAGUAUCAAAGUCUGUUGAAAAUCUUUUUUGGACGCUUCUGCGACAUCACAGAACCCGUUCGAAUCAAAUGCGUCCAGUCGUCUAUGCAUUUCCUUCUCAACCAUCCGCACCUACAGGCCGAUAUAACCGAGAAACUGCGUCUAAGGAAUCACGAUCUGGACGAGGUUGUGCGCCACGAAGUCGUAAUGGCUAUUGUGGAGACUGCCAAGCGCGAUUUUAAGCUAGUUUUGGAGGCACCUGAUCUUUUGGAAAUUGUCAGGGAACGGACGCUGGACAAGAAAUACAAAAUUCGUAGAGACGCCAUGAAUGGCUUGGCCUACAUCUAUAAACGGGCCAUUUGCGAGCCCAACGAUCUGAGUGCCGAGCUAAAGAAGAGCGUGGACUGGAUUAAGAAUAAAAUCCUGCACGGAUACUACAAGGUUGGUCUGGAGGAUCGACUGCUUGUGGAGCGCCUGCUGAUUACCUGCCUAGUGCCCUACAAACUGCCACCCGAGGAGCGAAUGAAGAAGUUGUACCACCUUCUAGCCGAUCUGGAUGCCAAUGCCACCAAGGCGUUUGUUGAACUGCAGAAGAACCAGAUGAAGACCCGCAACACUGUCAGCGACUGGAUCAAGCUGCACCACUCCAAAGAGUUUACGCCGCGUGUUCUCAGCCAGCUGAGCGCCAAACAGGCCACCAUUGCCAAAUUGCUACCAGAUCCCCUGAAGGCAGCCGAGUACCUAACCCAGUUCAGUACAAACCUGCGUAAAGAUGCCCAGCUCCUUCGCUGCAUCAACAUUGUCCUGAAACGCGAUGUUAGCUGUCGCGAGUGUGCCGACACCAUGGGUGCUCUGCUCAAGAAGUUGGGUGCUCACGUCCAAUCGAAUCUGUACUAUAAUACCGUCAAAAUGCUUAUAGAGCGAGUGGCCUCAGUGAUGGUGGACAAAGAGUCCAUUGGCGUUCUGAUAGGUCUUAUUGAACAAUGCAUACAGGGUGGAUCAAUGUGCGAGGAGAUUGGAAUUUCCCGACAAGAGGCGGGAGAACGAGGUCUUAAGCUAUUAAGUAUGCUUUCCUAUGUGUUCUCUGCUCACUUCUUCACUGAUACCUCACUGCGUCAUUUAAUUGCCUUGCUGAGCUACGAGCAAGAGUAUGUGGCCCCUCUGGUUCUCAAGUCCCUGACUCACCUGGGACGUUAUCAACCCUUAAUCGAUGACGUUCCGGCAAUCCUUAACGAGCUGGCCCCGGUCUGCCGGGACUUUGCACUGAUUGGUACCCCAAAGCAGGCUAAGCACGCUGUACGCUGCAUCUUUGUGAACAGUCAGUCGUCGACGGCAACUGAUGGGACAACCAGUGGAUCGGGAAGUGCGUCUACGACGACGCAAACAGUACAUCCCAUCUUUCACGAAAUCAUAGAGGCACUGCGAAUAAAAUUGACACCCAAUUGCGAGCAUCAACGCACCAAAAUUGUCACACUGGGUCACAUUGCGUAUAACAUGCCCCAAGCUUUCCUGACGCCCAUUAAGAAUAUGAUUGCUAGACGUAUAGUCAAGGAGUUGCUGAUUCAAGAAGUUCCGCAGCAGAGGGACUACGACCUGCCCGAGGACGGUGACUGGUGUGCCCAGGAGGACUUGCCCCCGGAUACACUCUGCAAACUGGAUGCGCUGAAAACCAUGGCCCGUUGGCUGCUUGGCCUGCGCACUGACGAACACGCCGCUCAAAAAACAUUCCGCAUGCUAGCCGCUUUUGUUAACCAGCGAGGCGAUCUCCUCGGCCAAAACCGUUUAUGCGGGGCCGAGAAAUCCUGGCUGCGUCUGGGUGCCGCCUGCGCCAUGCUCAAGGUGUGUGAGCAGAAAGGUGUAGGCGAUCAGUACAGUGCCGAACAGUUCCUUCAGCUUUCCCAAAUGAUGGUGGAUCCAGUACCCGAGGUUCGGGAAAUAUUUUCCCGAAAACUUCACAAAGGUCUAAGCAGGAGUUUGCCAAGAAACUGCCUGCCCUUAGACUUUAUGGGAUUGUAUGUAUUGGCUGGUCUAGAGACUGAAAGAAAAUUACAAGAUCUAGUGCGGCAUUAUACGGAAACUGAUGUGAACAAACGACGGGAAUAUCUCAAGACUGUAGCCAUGACAUCUCCCGAUAGCUCAACGGAUUCGCAAUCGCAGCAUAUUCAACCUGACUACAUGCUAGCCUUUGCCAUUCCUGUCUUGGUCAACGAUCCUCGGUACACAAAUCAUGAAGACUACGUCCAGUUGCGCAAAAUGGAGAAGUGCCUGCGUUUUAUACUAGAGCCGCUAAUGGCCAAGCGGGAGUCCUUUGUGUAUGGCUUCUAUAAGCAGCUUCUGCAGCUCAUAAAACACCGAGAGUUCAGUCAGGGCUCGGAUAAGAGUGACAAUUAUAGAAUGUGGGCUCUUUGUGAUCUCUCUAUGCACAUUAUCGACUCAAAAUUUAGCUCAUUUGAUGGCAACGCGAGCACCUUUUCCAUGCCGCUGGCAUUGCCGGAAAUGUAUUAUAAACAGCCCGCCGUUGCGAACUUCCAGAAUAACGAUAUCUACAUACCGCUGGACGUGUAUACACUGGGCGCAAAAUCGUCGAGCAAAGCCACCGCCACGUCCAUGACAACCACGCGAACUGUGGCGCCUCCAAAGAGGCCAGCCGAGCCGUCGAUAACAGAUGAUGAGGAUCCACAGGAGAACAAUCUGUUUGAUAAUAUAAGGGCAGCAGAUACCACGGAGCCCAUGGCCAAAAGAACGCGCGCAGGAGCCACUUCGGCCAAAUCAUAGGAGCAGGAGGCCGACGAAGUGGCCGAGGAGGAGGGCAGAAAAUGAAAGAUGGAGCGCAUACUUGUUAGUUUAGAUACUGUUAGACUAGGCGCCUAAGUUAACUAAAUUUUUAAGAAGUAGUUGGCCGAAGCUACGAUAGUUGUUAAACCGACACUACCUACAGAACCGACAGAAUCAUACAUCAGCCUCAGCCUCCCCUUAGCAUCAACCACCCCCAGCAUCCGGAAACUUUAGUUAGAAUUCAUCUGAUCUGAACACCAUUGUACCAUAUUCAAUUCGCAAACGAGACCAAGGCAAAUCUUUUUAAAAACCAUAUAAUGUGUCGUCUGUUUUGUUAACCUUACCUGUAACAGUUAAUAUUUAUCAUUUUAAAGUGUAUCACGUUUUAUAAUUUGA
This is a messenger RNA of Drosophila ananassae, 4343 nucleotides long. RefSeq names its product sister chromatid cohesion protein PDS5 homolog B (gene pds5). NCBI's taxonomy places the organism in Eukaryota, Metazoa, Arthropoda, Insecta, Diptera, Drosophilidae. Bases 294 to 3947 code for a protein of 1217 amino acids. The transcript is spliced from 14 exons. The record is from RefSeq and is a predicted model, not a curated record. Gene Ontology annotation, cellular component: chromatin; nucleus. Gene Ontology annotation, biological process: DNA repair; mitotic sister chromatid cohesion.